AUGGUUGAAGCUGUUGCUGAUAUUGGUCUUAUUGGUUUGGCCGUCAUGGGUCAAAACUUGAUCUUGAACAUGAAUGACCAUGGUUUUGUUGUCUGUGCUUAUAACCGUACCACUUCCAAGGUUGACAGCUUUUUGGAAAAUGAAGCCAAAGGUACCAACAUUGUCGGUGCUCACUCUGUUGAAGAACUCUGUGCCAAACUCAAGCGCCCAAGAAAGGUGAUGCUCCUUGUUAAGGCUGGUUCUGCUGUUGAUGCUUUCAUCGAUCAACUCUUGCCUUUCUUGGAAAAGGGAGAUAUCAUUAUUGAUGGUGGUAACUCUCACUUCCCUGAUUCUAUUCGUCGUACCAAGGAAUUGGAAGAAAAAGGUAUUCUUUUCGUUGGUUCUGGUGUUUCUGGUGGUGAAGAAGGUGCUCGUUUCGGUCCUUCCUUAAUGCCUGGUGGUAACCCUGCUGCUUGGGAAUCUAUCAAGCCCAUUUUCCAAUCUAUUGCUGCUAAGGCUCCUGAUGGUGCUGCCUGUUGCGAUUGGGUCGGUGAAACUGGUGCUGGUCAUUAUGUCAAGAUGGUUCACAAUGGCAUUGAAUAUGGUGAUAUGCAAUUAAUUACUGAAGUAUACCAAAUCAUGCUUGAAGGUCUUGGUUUGACUCACGAUGAAAUGGCUGAAGUCUUCGCUGAAUGGAACAAGGGUGAAUUGGAUUCUUUCUUGAUUGAAAUUACUAGAGAUAUUCUCAAGUACAAGGACACUGAUGGUGAACCUUUGGUAACCAAGAUUCGUGAUACUGCUGGACAAAAGGGCACUGGCAAGUGGACUGGUAUUGAUUCUUUGGAUCGUGGUAUUCCUGUCACUUUGAUUGGUGAAGCUGUAUACUCUCGUUGUUUGUCUUCUCUUAAGGAUGAACGUACUCGUGCCUCCAAGAUCUUGAAGGGUCCCUCUCCCAAGUUCUCUGGUGAUAAGAAGGCUUUCAUUGCUCAAUUGGGUCAAGCUCUAUAUGCUGCCAAGAUCGUGUCUUAUGCUCAAGGUUACAUGUUGAUGCGUCAAGCUGCUAAGGAUUACGAUUGGAAGUUGAAUAAUGCCGGUAUUGCUUUGAUGUGGCGUGGUGGAUGUAUCAUUCGUUCUGCUUUCUUGGGCAAGAUCCGUGAUGCUUACAACAACAAUCCCGAAUUGGAAAACCUCUUGUUUGAUUCCUUCUUUGCUGAUGCUACUGCCAAGGCUCAAGAUGCCUGGCGUAACGUUGUUGCUCAAGCUGUCGUCAUGGGUAUCCCUACUCCUGCCUUGUCCACUGCUUUGAACUUCUAUGAUGGUCUUCGACAUGAAAUGUUACCUGCCAAUCUCCUCCAAGCUCAACGUGAUUACUUUGGUGCUCACACUUAUGAACGUCUUGAUGCCCCUGGCAAGUGGGUACACACCAACUGGACUGGUCGUGGUGGUAAUGUCUCAGCUUCUACCUAUGAUGCCUAAAUAUUAUGAUGAAAUCUUCCUUCCCUCUCCUUUUAUUUUUUUAGUCUAGUGUAUGUAUUUUCUUUUUUUUUUUUUCUUUUUCCUCCCUUUAUUACUUACAUUCAUGUUUAUAUCUUUUAUAUAAUCUUUGUCAUAUACAUCAUCAACCCUCCAAAAAAAAAAAGCACAAU
This is a messenger RNA of Halteromyces radiatus, 1625 nucleotides long. RefSeq names its product 6-phosphogluconate dehydrogenase, decarboxylating. Gene Ontology annotation, molecular function: NADP binding; phosphogluconate dehydrogenase (decarboxylating) activity. The record is from RefSeq and is a predicted model, not a curated record. Gene Ontology annotation, biological process: pentose-phosphate shunt; pentose-phosphate shunt, oxidative branch. The transcript has 5 exons. Lineage: Eukaryota; Fungi; Mucoromycota; Mucoromycetes; Mucorales; Cunninghamellaceae. Bases 1 to 1455 code for a protein of 484 amino acids. Gene Ontology annotation, cellular component: cytosol.